AUGGCUGCAAUCUUCCAAACACUGCUUCCUAUUUGUUCUUCUUCAAACUCAAGGCAGACUCCAUGGAACACUCCAUCCAGACUCAUCUCAGAUUCUAUGGCCUCUUUGCCUAUUUCACACUUGUAUAGGCAGCAAGGCCAAGUAGCUGCCUCAGUUGCCUUCAACCCUUCUGGGAAUUUUGACAUAUCUGUCUAUGAUGAUGAAGAAGACGCACCUAAGGUUGAGCCUCCAAUGCCACCAAGUGAAGGCAGAUUUGAGAUUAUUAUUGACAAUGAUAUAAUUCGUCGCCUCGACUUAACUGCAUUUCAUACUGCAACUGGCAUUACCGAUCCUUCAUCAGCCAAGCCGAAAGAGUACCUUGAGCGUACAAUUGGCUUUACAAUUAACUACACGAGAGAAGAUCCUCGCGAUCCUCGAGAGCUAUCUGAGUUUCCAGAUAUAAGACUAUGGUUUCUGAGACUUGAUGCUGCCUAUCCUUGGUUGCCUGUGCUCUUGGAUUGGCGAGCUGGAGAGCUAGCUCGUUAUGCUGCCAUGUUGGUGCCACAUCAGAUGAAUAUGAGGAUGGGUGUUGUGUUCAAUCCUGAGGCACUAGAACUGUUUGUUAUGCACAAAGUUUUUAUCGUGUACUUGUGGCUGAAGCAACAUAACAUUCCAAAGCCAAGAUUGAAGACUAGUGACAUGGCUAGAAUGCUUGGAUUCGGUAUUGGAGAUGAGCUUUACGAUUUGAUUGAUAAACAUCCUAUUUCCAAAUCAUAAAAACACAAAGCCUAAAAGUCCCAGCUUAGUGUAAAUUUUUGAAUUGUUACAGUAUAUAGGAGCUGCUACUUACAUCCAUGAGGAAAUCAUUCAUCAGAGCCACACCGAUUCGUUUAAGAUUUUAAC
This is a messenger RNA of Argentina anserina (silverweed cinquefoil), 882 nucleotides long. RefSeq names its product protein CHLORORESPIRATORY REDUCTION 6, chloroplastic. Gene Ontology annotation, biological process: NAD(P)H dehydrogenase complex assembly. The coding region runs from base 1 to 756 and encodes 251 amino acids. The record is from RefSeq and is a predicted model, not a curated record. The transcript is spliced from 4 exons. NCBI's taxonomy places the organism in Eukaryota, Viridiplantae, Streptophyta, Magnoliopsida, Rosales, Rosaceae. Gene Ontology annotation, cellular component: chloroplast.